GCCAACAAUCGGUGGAAGGACAAUGUACAAGAGUCGUCCGAUUGGUUCGUAGCCACGCGCCAAAGUAUUUUGUAUCUAGGAGUACGGCAGAUGUUUCUAACGAGCGAAGAACCUUAGCUCUAGAAAGACCAAGAGAGAGGGAGAGAGAAAGACGGAACAGCAUUGAGAAGAAGGGGAAGGAAAAAAGAGGAGAGAGAAGAGUAUCGAUCGCGAUAUGCCACGCACCGUCGCGAUUAGUCGGCCGUCGUAAUGAAGAUAAGUCCUAACGAGCUCGCUGUCGGCGCGUUAUCGGGCCGAAAGACAUGCGAUCAACGAGCUUUCGAAGGAUAAGCCUGCCAAGAAGGUAGAAGUAGAAGUUACGAAAGAGUCGAAAAAAAGAGGGAAAAAAUUGUUCGACUUCGCCGGCGGCGGUAAAUUAUUUCCCGAAGUCUGAUCAGGACAACACGGUGGCUCGUGUACCUGUGCCAUCAACGUGAAAUUUAUGUCCUUUUGUCUACCCUGCAGUCCUACUGUAUGUUUAUUUCUUGAUCUUUCGAUUGGAGAAAGUAAUGCGAAAGUUAUAGACGUUCAUCGGUGGAACCUUUCGACGGUUCGUUUAGAUGUAAUAAUAAAUUAAUCUAUUGGUUCUCUGACUAUAGCAUUGAAAAAUCUUGGUGCAUCGAUUGAGAACGAGAAAGUUAAAGAAUCCGGAAGUGAGUGGAAGCACCUUGCAUCGUAUAAGGGGUUGAGAAAGAGGGUUGUCAGAGUCUCUUAAAAGUCAGUGAAUCCAUCUACGAAGGACCCUAGUGCGAGGGUGCAGGGGUUGGUACUAGGUGUUCGACCAAAUCGGGGGUUGUGCACCCCCAGAUCGGUAGCGCGUGUCCUCUUCAAUGGAGUAGUCCACCGCUAUAUUGCCGAGAGGUACCCCAUCCAAAAGGGGUUAAAUGCUCUUUUUUUUUCCCCGCGACGCGUCGUCAAGGUGUUGACCGCCCCUCAUGACGAAAAACCAACGUCAACGGAGGGAACCCGAAGUGGCCUCGAUUAGGAAUCGUUUCGUGACAACGGAAUAAAAACAUACGGUAUACUUUCUUUUUUGUUAAAGUUUCAAGGUCGCUCUUAAAAAGCUUGAAAGUAUUCAACUAAAUAACGUAACUGCGUUUGAAAUAUUUCUGUUAUUAAUAUCGUACAGUAAUUUCUUUUUCAAGGAAAAGACGAUACGUGAAAUAUACGAUAUUUAAAGUAAUAGAUUCGAGAGAACAGAUAUAGAAAUCGAGACGGUAUUAUAGUUAUGUAAUCGAUUGAGUAAGAUGUUUAGAGAGCUAGACGAAAGAGGGAGAGAAAGGGUGAAUUAAUCGUACUCCACAGGUAGCAAGUAUGAGCACGAAAAGAUAUAAGCAAAACGUAAAAAUAUAAAAGGAUGGAACGUAAGAACCAUAAAGCUCGCUUUCCUCAUGUCUUCUUUUUAUAAUCAUCGCUCCGUAUGAAUUUCUUUUUUUCCAAAAGGUUCUCUUCUUUUCGACCAGGUGAAUGUCCUCGGGAGAGUGAAGACCGAGCAUCGAAGAUCAAGAGAAAAUGAAAGAAAGAGAAAGAAAGAGAGAGAGAGAGAGAGGGUAACAGGGGUGAUUUUUCAUUUUUCGAUGCCACGAAACACCGACAAUGGACGCGUGUCACGACGGUAGCAGCUGCUUUCGCCACUGUGUUUAGCUCGCGCACAUGGCACAUAGAGACUCGCCGCCAUCGCAGCAAGAUCGCAUAUCGUAAGAUCGAAGUUGCGCAGCUUUUGCCGUAUUUGAACUGGUCGGGAAUGUGUUGCUCGCAUUUGAAAUAAGCUGCUUUGUCUUUCUAGAAUUUAGUUACUUUUUGUUGAAUUUUUCUUUUCUGGUUAAUUGCUGUAAUUUCGACAAGCGACGUUCUUCUACUGACGUUCAAUUUUAUCAAUUUUUAUUGAAUUAAGUGCACUCAAGUUUAUUGCUAUUAUAAAAAUCCAUUCAUAAUUCUAUCUUGACGUAAUGUAAGAAAUAUCGACGAGAAAGGAGAGUAGAAAAAAAAACCUUUGAUCGACUUAUUUGAAAAAUGUAUUUUUUUUGAGCCUUUAAUAGGCUCAACAGUCGCCACUUCACGGAUCAGUUGUUCAACGAAGAGAUCGAUAUUCGAAAGGAUCCAGAAAAGAAAGAUACGAUCUACCUUCUUGGGCUCCGUCACGAUGGCGGACUAGCCGAAGCGAAAUGUCAGGUAGACGAACGUUCUACGAUGAAACGAAUAAAGGUUCCUUCUUUAGCAUGGACUCUUGUUCUGUUAGAUAAUAUUUUAUAUGGAAGAAGUAAUCUUGAGAAUUAUAUUACAUUAAAUAACAUUUCUUCUAUGGAGAAAAUAUAUUUAUUGUUAUAAAAAUAUUUGCUUUAACUUUCAUUCCAAUGGUUCAAGUAAAGUCGUUCAAAUGUUAAUAUAAAUACCGUCAUAUUGUUCUAAAAAUUGGAUUUUGUAGCAGCUCAGAUCUAUCAGAGCCAAAUAAAAAAUCAAAAAAGAAGAUCAAAAUCUAUGCAUCUUCUGUCAUACGACAAGAUCCAUUCGUCGACCCUUUGGUAGAAGAAUACGCAUUAAUUUAUAUCUGCAUACGCUGGCUAUUAUUAUGUUAAUUUUUUAACCUACCCGCCGACAUCAACGAACCAGAUAUUCUGGUAGCAUCCCGUACCUAUGCUUGCCAACGUACGUAUACGUUUAUAUGCACGUACGAUUAAAAUGCACUCAGCUUAUACAUACACAAAAAGAAAAAAAAGAAAAAGAAAAAGAUGGUCUAGCACCUGGGAAAAUCAUUCGACAGAGAUAAUUCGCAGCAUCCAUCGCAGCAUUUAUUCUUUUCAUCGUAUAUGGAUAGCAACCCAAGAGAAAAGAUAAUGCUUAACGAUGAUGUUUCUUCGGAAAAGUCGAAGGGAAGGGCAGCAGUAGGUAGUAGUUCGAUUAAGAUACAAGACGCAGCCAGAUGGAUGAGAAAAGACACAGAAUAUACCCGCAGGAUGGGUUAUGAGGGUGAAUGUGAAAAAAAUUAACUCUUAUUCGAGUGCUAACGCUUCGACACGUAUGAAUAAAAAUCUACGAAGCCCUCAUCAAGAGAAGGAAUUACCAGAGCGAGAAAUUCCGAGACAACAAGAUUUUGAACAGCUGGAAGAAAAUGUACAAGUUGCUACCGAACGAAAAAAUGAGGCAAUACGCAAUAGCGUGUUUUUUGUUAUGAACUUAAAAUCGAUCGAUCUGUUUCAUACUUUUCUUAUCCUACCCUUCGUACCACGUGGAAUUACGCUUCAAUUUGUGAGCCACUUCGUUCUAUCUUUUGUUGGGACGUCCCAUAAAGAAAGAAAGUCGUAAAACGGUAGGCAAGACUGUCUGUUUCAUGCGGACCCUAUUUUCCUACGUAGUAGAAGCAGCCAAUCCCACGGGUUUCAAAGAUUCGACAUUUUUCCUCUGUUGUUUCCCCCCUUUCGAACGCGCUAACGAUUUAUUUCGACAACCUCUCUGAUUCGAUAUCAACGACUCUAUUUUUUAGCCUAGAGCAAGUCAACUGCCUUCCAAAACCCUUGCUCCGAUAUUUGUAUACUCCUAAUACUGGAGAGGAAGAAGAAAUUCAAAUUAGGCAGUCUUUUUAGAACGGUUUUGAUGUUCAACAAUGCACGUUCGUUUAUAUCACGAUGGUAGGGGGGAAUAGUAUAAUAAAAUAGAUCUUGCAUUAUGGUCUAUGAUAUUGUUUAUUAAAUCCAAUUGUUACAAAUUAAUAUGGGUUACAAUGGCAUACAUUUUUAAUGCAUUUUCCAAGUACAUAUUUACUUUCGGAAAGGCAAGUAUGUGAUGAUAAAUAUAUGACACGGCGUAUGAUUAUCGAUUAUCUUAUGCUUAUCUCCCGGGAAGAAGAAGAAGAAGAAGAAGAAAAAAACAAAUAUUCCAACGAAGGACGAGAACGACCCUGUGACCCACGAUCGUAUAAGUACGGUCGAAACGUUUUUUUUAUAGCGCGUUACACGUGCCUUGCGAUUUCAUCGAAGUGGGGAGUACGAGUCGAAGGAGGUGGUGUACAAGGACGCUACAACGAUUUGAGGAAUUCAAGAGUAACAGAGAGAAGGAAAGAAGAAAAGAAGAAAGCAAAGAAAGAAGGCAGGAAGGAAGGAAGGAAGGAAGGAAGGAACUACCAUCGCAGCAUCCCUCGGCUCAUCGAAAGACGCGCGCCGUCGCUAACGGGGGUUGAGAAGGUUCGAACGCGCACAUGCGCUGUUUGGUUGAAGCGCGUCGUGACUCCCCACUACUUAUCCAAACUGUUGAGAGCACAUUCAGUUCUGGAUAAGGAGUGGGAAGAGGAGGGAAGGGUUCCGAGUACCCCACCAUCACCGAAAAAUCUUCAUCGUUCGAGUUCGGCCAACGUCGUCUUCCACUCGUCUCUUUCCGUAAAGACUCGGUUCAUGUCGUACUCUCCCCACCAUUUAACGAUGAACGCGAGGUCGUGUAGAAUUUCCCUUUCCACCGGAUCGGGUUGGUCCUGGCCUGGCGCUUGGUAUCCUGGCUUCCCGCCAUGGCGGGCGGGAUGACACUGCCGAGGAGUGCCGAGCCGUGCCGAGUCGCUCACGAGCGCCGAAACGCGGGCAGCUGCCGGCUGGUUCCGCGACUCUCCGGGGCCACGGACAAAGAAUAUACUCUCUUGCCGAGCAAUACAGUCACCGCGCGCGCGGCGAGAGCACACACUCAGCACGGGGCAGCACGCCGUGAAAACCAAAGAUCGUACAAAUCAAUCGCCUUCUAACAAGCCGCAUUAACCUCAAGUGAUUUAUAUUUUCUUACGAAGCGCGAAAGAAGUAAUUAGUGUGUUUAUAUCGUAUAAAAGAAGAAGAAAACAAAAAAAAAGAUAUUCAACAAGAGCUUAGGUUCAGAAAAAGAAGAACAAGACGAAAAAGAAGAAGUAGAUGAAGAAGACGAAAAAGAAGAAGACGACAAAGGUUUAAAAGUUAUAAUAUCUACCUAGUGUACAAAAAUAUAUCUGAGAGAAAAGUACAAACGAUAAAAAGUUACAAAAAAUAAAAAAAGAAAUAAAGUACAUACAAACACGAACACAAAAGCACACAUAUAUACACGACGAAACAAAAAGAACACAAAUAAAAAUCCGUCAGUGCCAAAUCGAAAAGACGUGGAGGGAAUAGACAAGCGCGAUUAAUAGUUGUUGUACAUUUAAAGGAAAAAGUAUACAGAGAACGAGAGAGAAAGAGAGAGAAAGAGGAGAAGAAAGCAAAACCAUAAACCAAAGAAUCUACCAUUUUUUCUACUAAUCACUCAGCGAAUAACGAUACUCUUAAAGCAAAAGAAAGUGACCAAGAGUGAGAAAAAGAGAUAGAGAGAGAGAGAGAGAGAGAGAGAGAGAGAGAGAGAGAGAGAGAGAGGAAGCGAGAUAAGCAUCGAGACUUCCGUGAUCCCAAACUAAUUAAGUGAAAAUCAUCCGCGUAAAGUUUUUUGUAAACUAUAUAAAUUUAUAUAAAUAAACGUUAAGUAAGAAGUGAAUCUUUAAAAAAGCGCUCGGCUUCAAUCCGAGACUUACAUUUAGCGAUGUCAAAUGUCCUUUGGUAACGAAAUCAGAGUUCGCACGGACUGGUGCAUAUCGAAUUGGUGAGGAAGAAGAGAAAAGGAGAGAGAGAGAGAAAAAAGAGAAUACCCAUCUACCAGUCUCGAGCUCCAGAGCUACGAGCUCCAGAGCAAAAGAGGAAAAUAGAAAAAGAACGAGGACUGUCGUUCGAAUCGAGUAGACCUCCUGCACGCAGGAGGAGCGUUAAAAACAGGAUGACGUGGCGAGGAAGAUGAGCGCCGAGGUGACGAAGGAGGUCGUCGCCACCGAGAGGGUAGCACCGAGCCCUCCGGCGGCGGUAGCGACCUCGCCAACCUCUGGUGACCCGGCUCGUCACCUGCCCCCGUUCAGCAGCUUCGCCGGGGACAGCACGAUGGACAGCUCUACGACUUUGACGACCCUUCAUUCCCAGGACGUUGGACUGGGCCUGACGUCGUCCUGGGACUAUUACGAGGGCCUGACAGGUCGGUUGAUCGAUUCCCGUGGCGAAGUGGUUCUUGCUAGCCAAUAUCGUCCUUGGGAGUCGAAGAACGCCGGUGGUGUCGUGUCUGCCGCAGCACCAACCGGUGAAGGAUUACCAAGUUUUGCAAGUCAAUUUACCGCACCGAGUGAAGCCGAGCCUCAAUUGACGGCAUUGACGCCGUUGUCGCCAGCAUCCAUCUCUCAUUCGCCACCCGUUACAUCAGCCGUGGGUUUGCCCAGUUUUCAUACUCUCGGGACACCUUUACCGGCGCCUCAUCCUCAUCGAGGUAGCGUCGGUUAUCCUCUCGUACCGGCACCCGUUCAAGCGAGAGAGGUACCGGCUCUGCAACAACAGCUACUCGACGAGAGACAUAUUCAACUACUCGGUUCUAGUCCCGUCCAAGCGUUCCCACCACCUCCAGGUCAUCCUCAUCAUACUGUCUUGACCGUAGUCAAGCCCGAGUAUCCGCAACUUCAUCAUGCCAACUUCCAAAAUCCAAUGUCGACUGUCCUCGACUCUACACCAACCUCGAGGGCGAUCGGCAUCGACGGACGUAAGAAAGAACGGAGAAAAAUACGGGCUGGCUCGAUGGAGUCCGAAGAUGGUGGCGGAGGUGGUGGUGGCGGUGGUGGUGGUGCCGGUAGCGUUGAAAAUUCUGGUCAAGUCGCGGCAGUAUCCUCUACCGCCAAUCGUGGUCCUCAUCAUAUGAGUGGCGGAAUGGGUGAUGCCGAUGGUGACGGUGGCCUCGGUGAUAAGCCGGCUAAAAAGAAACGCAAAAGGUGCGGGGAAUGCAUCGGAUGCCAACGGAAGGACAACUGUGGAGAUUGCGCGCCGUGUAGGAACGAUAAGAGUCAUCAGAUUUGCAAAAUGAGGCGGUGCGAGAAACUCACGGAGAAAAAGCACCUUUAUCAUUUGCAAACAGGCGAGGGAGCAUUCAGGGAAAGAGGAAGAGGUCGAGGGAAAGGUGCCACGAGGAGUUAUCGAAAAAUCGCUCGACAAGUCAGCACGCCAGACAGUGCACCCGCAGGUCUUGGUAGUCCUCAAGCAGGCAUCGGUGGUCUGCAGCAACACCAACAACAACAACAGCAACAGCAAGCGCAGCAGCCUCUGCAUCAGCCGGAUCCCAUGCAGCAGGCCAAGGACAACCUGAACCCCGCGGCGAGUCAGCAAACGGCGGCUCUCAGAAACGGAAAUCCUCCGCCACCCGUUGUCUCCAUGUCUCCCGGAGUAGUGCCAUUUUAUGGAGAUUCUAGUGCUGGUUUUCGACCGGCAGCUGGUUUCGGUAAUACGGUAUGGCAUCAGGGAGUUGGUCCUGUGGGUGCAGUCGCGGUUGAAACCACGCCAGCUGCAUGGCCACCUCAACAAUUUAUUCAACAAAUUCCUGCUCCUAAUCAGUUAGAAGAAUUAAGAUAUCACACUCAAUACAGCACCGCAACGCCUUAUCAUCCUCAGCCAGUCGCGUAUCAACAGCAAACUUUUAUAACUACUGAUCAAUCGGCAUUUCAACGAGCCGGGACUACAGGACAAUAUACAAUUACGGGGCAACCUUCACCCUUAACACCAGUGGCACCACAGACGGCAGCUUCGACACCUCAGAGGCCAUUAAAUGGUCAAUUUAUGGAUCCUGCUUCAACACCAACGCAACCCGUUGGUUACGAAAGACAGGAUUAUGUUAACGGUUACCAGCAGCAGGAUGUGACAAUGGCACCACCACCUUCAACUACUCCAACAAGCCGUAGUAGCUCCGUACACAUGGAUACCCAACAGGCACAACAACCGUCACAGCAGCAGCAACAGCAACCUCCUACAGACACGCAAGUAAAAGGAUUUGCCACAAUUGCUGCGAAUAAUGUGUCGGGAAACGAGAUGCCUGGGUAUCCACUUCAACCGGGCCCACAGAGUUUACACAACUCUAACGGAUAUCCAGGCUACGUGGAAAUGGGUCAACAACAGCUACAAAAUCAGUGGCAAUCACAAGUUGCUCAACAACAUCAGCAACAACAUCAACAGCAGCAACAUUUGCAACGGCAACAUGCUAUGUCGGAUACUAGUCAACGACAUAUAUGGACUGAUACUAGUACGAGUUCAAAAAUCAGUGGUGUAAAUAAUAGUAAUAUGACGUGGUCGGAUUCUACUCUUCAACAACACCAUCAACAGCAAAAGUCUUCAAAGCAGCAGCUUCAGCAACAAAGUAUGCAGAAUACUAUGAAGCAGCAAAAUGAGCAACAACAAGCUAUGCAGCUACAAGGACAACAAGAGUUAUCAAGACCAGGUAGUCAUAUGAGUUGGGAAAAUGGUACCGUAAAGGAACCUCAAACUCCUCAAUCGUGGACUGACAAUACUGAGAAUCAACAACAACAACAGUCUCAACAACAAACUCAGGGAAGUUGGUCACAGCAAAGUCCUAAAUUAAGAGAUACUCAGAACUCAAGAUUGACGCCAUCUACUCAAAAACAACAUCAGGGGUGGCCACAACAUUCUCCAAAAUUACCAGAUCAUCAGCAAAAUCCGUCCCAACAAAGUUCAAGAGUAACGCCUUCUGGUCAACACACGUGGCAACAAAGUAGUCCUGAAAUACAGACUCAACAAAAUACAGGUCAACAAAAUUCGGGAUUAAUUAUAUCCUCUCAACAAAUACAACAGCAACAAUGGUCGCAACAAACCAAACUUGAACAAAAUCCAAGACUGACUCCCUCCAAUCAAAUGACAUGGCCAGACACACCAACUAGUCAACCCAACUGGUCACCCAAUAGCAUGAAAAGUGAAUCCAGUCAGCAACCUCAACAACAGUGGCCAGAUUCUCAACCUAGUCCAAGAAGAACACCUGGUCACCAAUCUACAACAUGGCAAAAUCAAUCAUCGCAAGAAACUAAAAUGGACAAUCAUAUGACGUGGUCCCCAUCUUCGGUAAGUGAAAAUCAACCUACGUGGGGUCAGCAUACAUCGAAACAAGAUAUGCAAAAUUCUGGAGAAAGAAUCAUGUGGCAACAAAAUGCAGAUAAUAGUAAGAACAAUGGAUAUUCGGAUAAUCAAGAUAACCAUGAAAACAAUGUAUAUGCACAAUCGAAUCGAGUGAAUCUGAACAGUCGGCUUAAAUCAAUGAUUUUAAGCAAACAGCAACAACAACAUCAACAGCAGCAGCAACAUCAACAGCAACAACAACAACAUCAACAGCAUCAACAGCAGCAACAACAGCAGCAGCAGCAGCAGCAACAUCAAGUGAAUCAUCAAGAACAGCAGCAGCAUCUUCAUAUGCAUCAUCAAAUGCAAGGUCAGCAUAACAUUAACAACAUUAUUGGAUCGAAUGGAGAAUAUGUCGGAGAUGAUCGGUUACGAGAGUCACAUGAAAAUUCAGAGAAAAUGCAAGAAAAGAGAACGGAUCAGUACCUCAAUCAAUCGACAAUCAUGUCAAUGGCGCAAUCUAAUGAAAAUUUGACCGGUAAUUUUUUAUUGCAUAGCCACCACCCUCGGGUCGAUAGUUUGCCCGAAGGUGGUGGCUUAUUAGAAUGGACAGGAGGUGGAACCAAUUUAACUAAUCAUAACGUACUAACAGAGACCGGUGUGACUGCUAUAGAAAAUUUUAUGAAAUUCGCGACAGAGGAUAAAAUCGUCCUUGAAAAACCUUCUGAGGAACAACAACGUAUGCGCGAACAAACCCAGCAACAGUUAUGGAAAGACCAUAAUAAGCAUCACGAUAAUUCUAUCAUAGAAGAAAAGACAUUUCAGCAACAAUGUGUUGAAAAAGAAACGCAAAGACUCGAAAAUCUACGAGAAGAGACGAACACAACUAAGAAAGCGAGAGAGGACAACCUUGACUUUAUACAGACUGCGGAUACUUCUAUCAUCAGCAAAAUCGUGGUUGAGAAUGAACAAAGAUCCGUUGAAAUGAAGGCAGACCAGUCAUCCACGAAAGAGGAAGAUAGUUCGGAGGUAAAGUACGCUUCAGAUCAAACCAUCAAGCAGGAGAACAUAGGAGAAUACAAUUGCGCCAUACCCGAAAGCAUUGAAUCCUGCAAUGUUUCUAGAGGAGAAGACCAUACUACGCUGCCUGUAAAAGCUGAACCUGGUCAAACAUCGCAGGAUGCUUCGGACUAUAAAUUUAGAGGCGACGGUGGUCCCGCCAAAGUAUCACCAGGUACUGGUUCAUGGUGCUGUCGGAGAGGUGGCACGGAACAACCUACGCCGGAACACCUGCGCGAAGGUUGUUGCCAAGGUCUUCAGACGAGGGAUGAAAUAUUAGCAGAUUCUCAACAGAAAUCAGACUCUGACAUAAAGAAUGAAGGACCUAAUAGUCCGAAAAGCGGCAACGCAUCAUCGACUACUAAAUUGCAAGAUCAUUUGGACAAACUGAAGAACAAUGUUAGGACCGAAGUACCGGACUGCAACUGCUUUCCUGCCGAUAAAUGUCCACCUGAACCCGGCUCGUACUACACUCAUCUCGGAGCGGCUGCAAGUCUGUCUGAUCUUCGGAACGAUCUUGAAAGAAGAACUGGCCUGAAGGGAAAUGCAAUAAGGUUCGAGAAGGUCGUUUAUACUGGGAAGGAAGGCAAGACUACUCAAGGCUGCCCAAUGGCUAAAUGGAUAAUACGACGAUCCGGCAUCGAUGAGAAGAUCCUUUCCAUAGUGAAACAUCGACAAGGUCAUAAAUGUGCGACGGCAUGGAUCGUUGUAGCCAUGGUUGCUUGGGAAGGAGUUCCAACUCAUGAAGCUGAUCGCAUUUACUCCCUUUUGAGUCACAAAUUAAAUCGCUUUGGUCUUCCAACGACCAGAAGAUGUGGUACUAAUGAACCGAGAACCUGCGCUUGUCAAGGACUUGAUCCCGAUACCUGCGGAGCGAGUUUUUCUUUUGGAUGCUCUUGGUCUAUGUAUUACAAUGGUUGUAAAUAUGCAAGAAGCAAAACUGUACGAAAAUUUCGAUUAUCUGUUCGGUCAGAGGAACAAGAGGUCGAAGAGAGGAUGCACGUUUUGGCUACACUUUUAUCACCUUUAUAUUUGAGCCUUGCACCGGAAGCAUUUAAUAAUCAAACUCAAUUUGAACGAGAAGCAAGCGAAUGUCGAUUAGGAUUUAAACCUGGAAGACCUUUUUCUGGUGUAACGGCUUGUAUCGAUUUCUGUGCGCACUCUCAUCGAGACCUUCACAAUAUGAAUAAUGGAUGCACUGUGGUAGUAAGUUUGACAAAACAUCGAACAUUAGCGAAACCUGAAGACGAACAGUUACAUGUACUUCCUCUUUAUAUCAUGGACGAUACUGAUGAAUUUGGUUCGAAAGAAGGACAAGAAGAAAAAGUUCGUUCUGGGGCUUUAGAAGUUCUGAAUAAAUAUCCCUGCGAGGUCAGAGUUCGAUCGGUUCCUCUUCAACCUUGUCGUCGGCAUGGAAAGAAGAGAAAAGACGAGGAGCCCGAUACUGUUGCAAAUAAAAAAGACAUACAAAGGCACACUAACGCGUCCGAUAAAAUAAUAGAAGCAAGUCGUGCAGUGAAUCAUCAUGAUCUGUCCAGAACUCCAGCAAGAGAUACGCAAUUAUCCUUAGAAAUGGCUUCAAUGUUCGAAGGUAUGGAUGCGCAAUUACAAAGUUCUCAGGUAUCAUCGACGGUCCUCGAUAGUCCAGUGUCUAUGUAUCAAGGUUGGGGUUAUCAGGGUGAACAACAAUGGAGUCGAAAUGGUUGGCUAGAUCAAAGAAAAAAUAAUUGGUUAAAUCCCUGGGGAGAAUAUGCCUUUGGUGGUUUAGAAAGAGACACUAAAGUAGAUCCUGAUAGCACUAGCUUGGAUGACAUCAGACCACGAAGUACAGUUUCGCAAGAAGAUCAUAGACCAGGUUCAAGGAAUUUACCAAACUCCACUAUGGAUUCGCCAAGAGGUACUUACAGUCAUUCUCCGAGAGGUCAUCCUAUUUCUCCGAGAAGUUCUCAUCCAUGUACACCUGGUGAAGUAGCUUAUGCCAUGUCACCUAGAGGAUGUCCAUCAACACCUCAGGAUCCAAGAAUGGCUUCUCCAAGAAGUUCGGGAUACCCUACUACACCUGACGGUAGUUACAAUCAUACAACUUCUGCGAGAAGCUAUCAACAUAUUUUUGAGACCAGACAAAACAAUGCGUCUCCAAGAGCAGGAUACUUUCAUUCACCGACCCAUUUAGAUGUUAUGCAAAAGAAUCUACAAUCACGAAUACAUCAAUCACAAGUAAAUACGAAUAACAUUCGUCAUGUUGGUCAAAAUAACAUGGACAAUCAAUCUAGAAUGAGACAAGAUGCUAGUCAACAAAAAUACUCUGGUGCAUUGUCACAGACUUAUUUAGAAUCACAGAAUUCUACAAGAUUUAUGUUACCAAAAUCACAAACCGAGCCAUCCUUUUCAUCGAGAGUACAAAGUCACUAUCUUUCACAAUCCGUUCAACUAGGAAGAAACGCUACAUAUCAAAAUCAACAUACCGAUUCUAAUUUAGGGGACGUUUUUCCUGGAUAUAGUGGUACUUCCUGUGUGGAUGGUAAUAGUCACAAAUCACUUGGUGCUACGAACCCAGAUUUCCUUCUUCAGGGUUCCUUAAAUCUUCCAUCUAUUCCUGAUCAACAAAGUGAUGUGCAAGGUCUUCUUAGUUCAAGCGAUCAAAAAAGGUACUUUGGUCGUUUGCAAAGACAAACGGACUUAAAAUCUUCAACAACCCCUCAGUUUCCAACCGUAUCUUCGGAGCAAGGAAGUUAUGGAAGCAGUUGGAACAUGUUUAAUUUAUGGUCUUCCGAAACUUCAAAAUCGAUGGAACAUCAAACUCUCUUUAACGAGCAUCAAAAUGUGGCGGAGAAAAUAAAUAAUCAAAUGGAUCAUCAAAAAAAUUCAACUUGGCCUGAAAGAUUACCAAAUGUUGAUCAAACAAAGCCAACUUGUUGGGAAACGCAAACCGAACCAUCCCCUUUCCGUAUACCCAAAGGAAGACCGCCUUCGAGGACAACAUCGGGUCAACAUUUGUCUACCGAUACCAAUGCUUAUCCAAACACAUUUGCAAGAACUUUUUUAAAACCGCAGGAACCAGUAAGAAAUAAUGCUUUUGCGGAUAGUUUAAGCAAUGGGGUACAAACAUGUGUAUCCAAUCAGAACCAUCAAAAACGAACAGAUUGGCAUGAUGAGAAAUUAAGAGAAGGAUUUCAUGAUGGACGACAAGAGAUCGUUAACUCGAAUACCAGUUCUUUAGCUUGGGCGGAAGAAAUGAAGCAAGUUCAAGAUUUACACGCUAUGUCAAGCUUGGGCCAUCCUCACGCAUUUCCACAAUACGGUUAUCCUACGUACCCAGUUUUUGAAAAACCAUAUCCAAAUUCUUGGGAAGGUUACAAUUAUCACCAGCCUUAUCACCCACAAGCUGCACAAUAUCCUCCGCAAUUUUAUCAACAACCUAAAAGGGACGCUUGCUUCCAUUCUCCACAAUAUCCGUAUCAAGGUAUACCACCGUAUCAGAGUUUAAAUACAGGCUGGCCAAGAUGGGAAACUUCUCGUUGGGACAUUUAUGGACCUCCACCAUACUUCCCGGUACUUCCUGAGCCACCACCGAAAGCGGAACCACUUGGUGAGGUAGCCGAUUAUUCCGACAACGAAGAGUGCUUCAAAGAUCCACAAAUGGGAGGAGUUGCUAUAGCUUUAGGUCAUGGUAGUGUUUUAUUCGAAUGUGCGAAACAUGAGAUGCACGCAACGACGGCCUUGAAGAAACCCAAUCGUCUUAAUCCGACUAGAAUCAGUUUGGUGUUCUACCAACAUCGUAAUCUUAAUAGACCAAGACACGGUUGGGACGAAUGGGAAGAAAAAAUGAGAUUGAGGAAGUUGGGCGUUGUAACGACAACGACUACCAGCUCGUCGGGUACAUCACCGUUGGUGUCCACAGCAGUUACUAGUCCAGCUAGUUCGGUGAAUAACGAGAAGCUACCACCACUUCCUCACAUAUCUACCGUACCAAAUUCACAAUUCAUGAUGAGAUCGCCAACGUAUACAACCAUGACCUGGACAACGCUUUUUCCUAUGCAUCCGUGUAUGAUAACAGGUCCGUAUCAAGAAGGAGGAGCCAUCGGAUGAGCCAUUAGCGGAAAGUACGAUUCCAAUCGACCGUGAUUGCGGAUCGUACCUGGGUUUGAGCGAAUAACUUAAAAAAAUAAGGGUACAGCGAAGAAUAGGAGGGAUCAUUGUUCGUAUAGCCAUAUUGGUGAGGUGUGCCUGACCGGCACUAAAAAUAGGAACGAUCCAUACAGAGUUGAGCCGAACGAAAGCGAUAGAGUGCGAGUGAGAGAUAGAGAGAGAAAGAGAGAGAGAAAGAGAGAGAGACAGAAUGAAAGAAUGGAAGAGGCAUUGCACGAAUCGGUAUCAACUCAUUUCCAAAACCCGUUCUAGACGUAUAUUCUUCUUUUUUUUCUCUGUAAGAUGCUCUAACGGGAAGACUUUAGAACUAAAGAACAGGAACAGAAAUUGUCCAAAUACGUAUUUUGGAGCGCAUUAUUUUAAUAUUGGAGUAGUUUGUUAUCGACGGAGCAACAAAACCAAUCGCACUGCCAUUUUUCUAUCAUACGUUUUGUGCGCGAUACAAAAACACGAAACGAAACCGGUUAAUGUGUCUGGAUAAUUAAAAAAGAAAGAAA
Messenger RNA from Vespula pensylvanica (western yellowjacket), 14641 nucleotides. RefSeq lists its product as uncharacterized. Gene Ontology annotation, biological process: positive regulation of transcription by RNA polymerase II; oxidative demethylation. The record is from RefSeq and is a predicted model, not a curated record. NCBI's taxonomy places the organism in Eukaryota, Metazoa, Arthropoda, Insecta, Hymenoptera, Vespidae. Bases 5805 to 14084 code for a protein of 2759 amino acids. Gene Ontology annotation, cellular component: nucleus. The transcript is spliced from 13 exons. Gene Ontology annotation, molecular function: DNA 5-methylcytosine dioxygenase activity; zinc ion binding; DNA binding.